AUGAGAGGAGGCGAACAAGAUAGCAUGGAAUGGAGAUUUAGGUGGCGUAGAGAUAUCUUUGAUUGGGAGGCUGAGAUGCUUAGGCAUCUAAUAUGUGAAAUUAGGACUGCGACAUUUCCUAAUGAAGGCCGUGACUGCACAGUGUGGCCGGCUGAUUUGUCUAACUGCUAUUCGGUAAAAUCAACAUAUUCUAUUUUAUCGAAAGCCCCCAAUUUUGGUAGUCAAACCAUCGUUAACAAAGUGUGGAAUAAAUUUGUGCCUCUAAAAGUGUCGGAGUUUGCUUGGCAAGUUAUUCAAAACAAAUUCCCGUCUAAAGAAAAUCUUGUUAAGAGAGUGUUUGCUGUACAACACUGUUAUGAGGCUUUGUUACGGGGCUUUGGAGCUCGUCGUCACACUCUGUUUCAUAAUGAGUUUAGCUCGGCUCGAAAUCUCGAUGAUCUCAAGCCCGAACGCCGAGCUCGUGACCCGUGGUUAAGGUGGCAGCAGGAGCAAAAUUGA
Vicia villosa (hairy vetch) is the source of this 498-nucleotide messenger RNA. RefSeq lists its product as uncharacterized. Bases 1 to 498 code for a protein of 165 amino acids. The transcript is spliced from 2 exons. The record is from RefSeq and is a predicted model, not a curated record. Lineage: Eukaryota; Viridiplantae; Streptophyta; Magnoliopsida; Fabales; Fabaceae.